Messenger RNA from Drosophila suzukii, 641 nucleotides. Its product is annotated as death-associated protein 1. Gene Ontology annotation, molecular function: death domain binding. NCBI's taxonomy places the organism in Eukaryota, Metazoa, Arthropoda, Insecta, Diptera, Drosophilidae. The record is from RefSeq and is a predicted model, not a curated record. Gene Ontology annotation, biological process: cellular response to amino acid starvation; negative regulation of autophagy; apoptotic signaling pathway.
UUACUGCGCCGCCAGUGGGAACGCACUGAAAAAAAUUUCGAUAGGCAACCGUCGUACGUGUCACAAUUAGAACGCAAAAGCAAAACACAGCGGUGCCGCACAUUUAUUAACAACAAGAGAAGCGCUCAAAAAACCAAGAGAAAAUGGCAGAUGAACAACCCAAUCUCGUGGCUGGACACCCACCUGCAUUGAAGGCAGGAGGUAUGCGAAUUGUGCAGCACAAGGCGCCCACGGCAGAGCGUGCGCCCAAGGAUGCCGAGGAUUGCACUGGAUUGACACAACCCAUUGCCGUGAACUCGGGAUCUGUGAGCGGUGCCCCCGUCAAGGGCAACACUGACUUUACUCCAGCCUCUGCCCAGGUGGCCCACUCUCCCAAGCCACCGGCUGCAGUGCAGCAGAAGCCCCUGAACCACAUCCAGCAGCCACGCAAGUGAUGCGGACUCCAGACGGCAAACUUUUAUCAUUAUCCUAACUCCUUGAUCUUUUGUUGAAAUUCCAUAAGUCCCUCAAUGGUAUUGAAAUCGCCUGUGAGAGCGAUAUUAUCUUUAUAUGCAUUUGCUACUGCAUUCCAUUAAUGAAUAAUGGUGAUUCUCUGAGUUAAUAUUUUGUAAUAAACUGUAUCCUUUUUUUAUAGAAGUGAA